CAGACAAGUGAGCCAGGCAGGGUGGCCUCUGCUUCAGUCACAAGAAUGACUGAACCUGGGAUAUGGGGCAAAGUCAGAAAAAGGGAACCAGGGUCCCUCCUGGAAGGGGUAGGGAUGCGGUGGAUGUUGAAAUCAGCAGCAAGGCUCUAGGGGAGGGGAGUCUGAGUGAAGCCACAGUUGUCUCUUCAUCUCUCUUGCCUGCCCUCCCCUUCCUUCCCUCCCUCAUUCAAACAAGUGGCUCUCACAAGGAGUUGCUGGAAGCUGCUUUGAGUGGGGCAGUGAGAUCCCUGGAAGGCUGGAGUCAGGAGUCAAGGAAGCUGGGAAGUGGGGUUGAUUGACCCUUCGUGGGGUGUGGUCCAGAAGAAGUGGCAAGGAAUGGGCUGAGAAGUCAGCAUAGCACCAUUCCCAGUUUGGCCCGAGACUAGGCUAUCCGUGGCCCCCACGCUUGACUAAGGUACAGCGAGAGAGUUUCAGAAGCACCCCUGAUCCUGGAAUCUCCAUCCUGGGCUGGGGUAGGGUGGGGCUUUUCCCUCCCUGGCCUGGCUCCUGCCUCCCGUGCCAGUGCCCGACGGUGAAACGCUGUUGACAUGUCCUGAAUUAUUAAGCACGGGGUGGGCUCCAGAGCACAUGCUGAGCGGAGCGGCUGGGGCUGCGCGGCGUGGCGGAGCAGCGCUUGCUCCCUCGCUCACUCGCUUGCUCGCAGGGACACACGCAGGGGCUGACAGCUGUGCGGGUGCUGAUAAGGGAAGCCACAAGGAGACGAUCGAGGAGAGAGACAAGCGGCAGCAGAGGCAGCAGCGGCAGAGGCAGCGCCGGGGCUGCGGAGCUGCUGGGAGUGGGAGUGACGCCCCCACCUCGGGCCCCCACCCUGUCCCCGUCCUCCUCCUGGUUGCCCUGAGUUUAGAAGAGCAGCCGCUGCCGCCACCACCACUCCGGAGGGCACCAGGGCUGCUGUCCAGGGAGGGACAGUAGCAGUGAGGCUCUGGCCAGUCCCAGCAGCCGGGGACAGAUGCCGAUCGAGAUUGUGUGCAAAAUCAAAUUUGCUGAGGAGGAUGCAAAACCCAAGGAGAAGGAGGCAGGGGAUGAACAGAGCCUCCUGGGGGCUGCUCAGGGGCCAGCAGCCCCUCGGGACCUGGCCACCUUUGCCAGCACCAGCACUCUGCAUGGGCUGGGCCGGGCCUGUGGCCCUGGCCCCCAUGGACUGCGCAGAACCCUGUGGGCACUGGCCCUACUCACCUCACUGGCUGCCUUUCUGUACCAGGCAGCCAGCCUGGCCAGGGGCUACCUGACCCGGCCUCACCUGGUAGCCAUGGACCCUGCUGCCCCAGCCCCAGUGGCGGGUUUUCCGGCUGUCACCCUCUGCAACAUCAACCGCUUCCGGCACUCGGCACUCAGCGAUGCUGAUAUCUUCCACCUGGCCAAUCUGACAGGGCUGCCCCCCAAAGACCGGGACGGGCACCGUGCAGCUGGCCUUCGCUAUCCAGAGCCUGACAUGGUAGACAUCCUCAACCGCACUGGCCACCAGCUUGCUGACAUGCUCAAGAGCUGCAACUUCAGUGGGCACCACUGCUCCGCCAGCAACUUCUCUGUGGUCUAUACUCGCUAUGGGAAGUGUUACACCUUUAAUGCAGAUCCUCAGAGUUCACUGCCCAGUAGGGCAGGCGGCAUGGGUAGUGGCCUGGAGAUCAUGCUAGACAUCCAGCAGGAGGAAUACCUACCCAUAUGGAGGGAGACAAACGAGACGUCAUUCGAGGCAGGGAUCCGGGUGCAGAUCCACAGCCAGGAGGAGCCGCCCUACAUCCACCAGCUGGGGUUUGGCGUGUCCCCAGGCUUCCAGACUUUUGUGUCCUGCCAGGAACAGCGGCUAACUUAUCUGCCCCAGCCUUGGGGCAACUGCCGGGCGGAAAGCGAGCUCAGGGAGCCUGAGCUUCAGGGCUACUCAGCCUAUAGUGUGUCUGCCUGCCGACUGCGCUGUGAGAAGGAGGCCGUGCUUCAGCGCUGCCACUGCCGGAUGGUGCACAUGCCAGGUGGGCACCUCCAGCCAGUCUUUGGUGCCACUCUUCUGAGCUCCCGAACUUCCAGGAGGCAGAGAUGCAUGCGUACCACAUGUACACGCAUCUACACGCAUGAGCGUGUGCUCAUGUGUAUGUCUGGAUACUUACACAUGGGCAACGAGACCAUCUGCCCACCAAAUAUCUACAUUGAAUGUGCCGACCACACACUGGACUCCCUUGGUGGGGGCUCCGAGGGCCCAUGCUUCUGCCCUACACCCUGCAACCUGACUCGUUACGGCAAAGAGAUCUCCAUGGUCAAGAUCCCCAACAGGGGCUCAGCCAGAUACCUGGCAAGGAAGUACAACCGCAAUGAGACCUAUAUAAGGGAGAACUUCUUGGUCCUGGAUGUCUUUUUCGAAGCCCUAACUUCUGAAGCCAUGGAACAGCAAGCCGCCUAUGGCCUGUCAGCCCUGCUGGGGGACCUUGGGGGACAGAUGGGCCUGUUCAUUGGGGCUAGCAUCCUCACCUUGCUGGAGAUCCUUGACUACAUCUAUGAGGUCUCCUGGGAUCGGCUCAAGAGGGUGUGGCGACGGCCCAAGACCCCACUGCGGACAUCCACCGGGGGCAUCUCCACUCUGGGGCUGCAGGAGCUGAAGGAACAGAGUCCCUGUCCAAGCCGGGGCCGUGCUGAGGGUGGGGGGGCUAGCAGCCUGCUUCCCAACCAUCACCACCCUCACGGCCCCCCAGGAAGCCUCUUUGAAGACUUUGCUUGCUAGAACAGUGCUGUGUGGGGAAAGUACCCAUGAAACUGGGCCUCUACGCUGACCCCACACAUCUCCUAUUCCUGGGACAGAAGGUCUGGGGCAGCCCAGGGCUAAGGGAAGGGGUGGUGCUCACUGAGAGGCCAGGACUAGGGUCCUGCUCUCCCUGACCCAGGCUCAGCUGCCUUGCACAAGGGUCCUUCUUGUCUAUACUCCCUGCUCCCAGGCAGGUAUCCAGGAAGGGCUGGAGACCAGACUAGAGGUCCCUGAGGAGGGGAGGGAGGAAGAGGGGGGGAAGGUGGAACCCUGGCAGAGCCCCUCUGUACAUUUGUAUAUAGUUAGGGACUGGGUGGGGGUGGGACACAGACAUAGAAGGGUGGGACUGCAGGGGAGGGUGACACAGGACAGUCAGGGUCCUAGCCCUAAUGGCAGAAGGCAAGUCCUUGGGACCCAGGCAUGCUGGGCUGGUUCUCUUUCCCUCUUUCCAGGCCCAGCUCCCUCUUGGCAGGGGGAGUGGGCGGCCCAGCAGGCCUGGCCCAGCUCCCAGUUCCCCCUGUACCAGCCCCACCACAAGUUCCCUUCAUGGGGAGUGGGUGGAAAGACCUUUCAGACCUUGGCUGAGCAUAGGGGGAGGGGGAGGGGGAGCGGCCUUCUCAGGCCUUGCUCCCUAGAGAUUGGUUUUAUAAAGUGCUGGUGAAAUUGGGAAUAAAGAGGCACAAAGAA
This is a messenger RNA of Mus musculus (house mouse), 3478 nucleotides long. It is a transcript of the gene Asic4, whose product is annotated as acid-sensing ion channel family member 4. The record is from RefSeq and is a predicted model, not a curated record. The transcript has 10 exons. Gene Ontology annotation, biological process: sodium ion transport. Gene Ontology annotation, molecular function: sodium channel activity. Bases 1010 to 2770 code for a protein of 586 amino acids. Lineage: Eukaryota; Metazoa; Chordata; Mammalia; Rodentia; Muridae. Gene Ontology annotation, cellular component: plasma membrane; membrane.